AAGUCGAUCACAGUAUCCCUUCAAUGUAAACAAACAGUGAGAAAUUAAAAAAUAUCAUAAAUUAAAGGCAUUUGUAAAAUAUUUGGUCAGUAAACUGUGAAAUUCCGACGCAGAGAAACCCGUACCCUAAAUAUCUCAUGAUUCAUUUAAUUGCACCAAAGGUUGCAACAUAGGUGGUGAAUUUUAAUCAUUUAAUGAAAGAUUUCAUAACCUAGUGCUGGGACAAUUCUAUAAACAUUCACGCAAUAUAAUUAUAAUUAAAUGCCCAAGAGAUAUAUAUAGGUAGAAUGGACAUAAACUAGGAAUUGGUAAUGUGUAUAGAACAGAAUGGGUGGAAAACGCUAUUAUUGUGACUAUUGCCAAUGCUUUAUGAUUAACGAUAUUAAAGUUCGAAAAACGCACAAUGAUUCCGUGUCACAUAAGACUAACAAAAUCCGAUGCAUGCGGAAAUUUGAUGAUCCGCGUAAAGUUUACGAAGAAGAAAUUGCAAAACCAACGUGUCGACACUUCUUAAGAGGAUAUUGUCGCUUCGAUUUGUAUUGUCAAUCCUCACAUUAUACACAAAAGGAACUGGAUGAAUUAAGACUAUUAGGUACUAGCUUGGAAAAGAAAGAAAAUAAUUCUAGAACAAAUGUAAGUGGCAUAACUUCGCAGCAAAUACUAAACCCUUGGUUGCCAUGGACGGAAAAUGUUUUGCAAAAAAAGAAACGAACAAAGAAAAACUUACCGCCAUCCUUAAGGCCAAUAAAUUUGAAGAAAUUGAAAAAAAUCAUAAACGACAGCAACUCAUGGGGUUAAUUUACUUAUUAGAUUCGUAAUUUUGUAAUUUUACUAUGACAAUAAUUGUAUAACCCUUUCCAUUGCACUAUCUAUAUCUAAGCUUAACUUUAAUGAUUUACCAAAUUCAUUGAAAAAUGUCUUACAAUCUUGACCACUAAGAUUUUCUGUUCGUGGAUCACUCAAAUGUGCCAGAAGAAAAUAUAUUAAAUGCUCUGUAAUAAAAAGUAAAAAAAGGAAAAA
Molecule: messenger RNA, 1020 nt
Organism: Musca domestica (house fly)
Lineage: Eukaryota; Metazoa; Arthropoda; Insecta; Diptera; Muscidae
Product: zinc finger matrin-type protein 5
Exons: 4
Coding region: 328-798 (156 amino acids)
Cellular component (GO): U12-type spliceosomal complex; nucleus
Molecular function (GO): zinc ion binding; nucleic acid binding
Source: RefSeq, a predicted model, not a curated record